This is a messenger RNA of Candida albicans SC5314, 489 nucleotides long. RefSeq names its product Ctf8p (gene CTF8). The record is from RefSeq and is a predicted model, not a curated record. The transcript has a single exon. Gene Ontology annotation, biological process: mitotic sister chromatid cohesion. Gene Ontology annotation, cellular component: Ctf18 RFC-like complex. Lineage: Eukaryota; Fungi; Ascomycota; Pichiomycetes; Serinales; Debaryomycetaceae. Bases 1 to 489 code for a protein of 162 amino acids.
AUGCCAACUGCCACCAUUGAUUGUUCAUCUGCUCAAGAUAUACUAAACAACCCUUCAACCAAUGAUAAUGAUUUGAUAUUUACACCUUAUGGUCUAAUGUUAUUAGAAAUACAGGGAGAAUUAAAUCUACCUAAUGAGUUCCCACAAGGUCAACCUAAAACUGAUGAAGAUCAUGAAUAUUUAAAUAAUUUUAUUACGAUUAAUGAAAUUCAACAUGCUGUAAAAUUUGGGAAUUUAGUGUUUGAUGAAAAAGAUAACAGUAAAGUGACACUUUAUAUUGGUAAAUCUCAAAGAUUAUUAGGUAAUGUUGUUAAAUUAUCAACCCCAUUAGCGGUUUUGAGAAUACCGUUGAAAAACGAAGAUGAGAUGAUGGUGGAUAGCAAUAAUGACAACGUCAACAAAUUUAAGCAAGAAGAGGAAUUAAUAAAAUUGGUGGAUAUAGUUAAAGCAAAAGUGAUAUUCAAACAAAGACCAUUACCAAUUAUGUAA